Molecule: messenger RNA, 669 nt
Organism: Microthlaspi erraticum
Lineage: Eukaryota; Viridiplantae; Streptophyta; Magnoliopsida; Brassicales; Brassicaceae
Source: the annotation of a GenBank genome assembly
AUGGUGGCCGAUUUAAAGCUGGAUAAACUUACGCUCGAGGGAAAAGUCGCAGCGCUGAACAAGGAGAUCGUGAAAACUCUCGGACUUCAGGGUAUGGCUGACCAGCUUAGAUCUCGAGUGGGCGAUUUGGAAGAGAGGGCUCGUCGGGAUGCAAAGGCUUCUGCUGCUGAGAUGGAGCGUCUCCGACGGUCUCGUCGAGAAUCGGUCGAGGCGGCUGUUACUCAGGUCUUUGACUCGGUGAAUGACUGGUAUGCUCCUCGCCUCCAUCGCUUGUCAGGAUUCGUCGCGCAGCGGGACGUGGUUGAAGCCGCCGUAGGGAGGAGGCAGGUCGACGAAGCUCUCCUUGACUUUGUGAAGAAGAUCCGGGGAGUGGACCUGAACUUCGACGCGAUGGAGGAGAAGCUCGCGGCCAAGCUGGCGAAGAGUAUCGCGGAUGGGAUGCGAUCGACGAAGUUGUUAUCGAUGAUGAUGACUUCUCUCCGCCUAACAGGUAAGGUUUUACUUCUUCUUUUUUGUUAUGUCGUGCUUUGCGUAGCGUAUGUUUGCUUAUGUAUGUUUUGCUUUUGUAGCCUUAAACGGCUGGUGCUGCCGGGAUCUCCUUCUCGUCGAGACGGUGAUGGUGCUGAUCCGGGUGCGGGACCUUCUACUUCUGGGGCCAAGUCUGCUUAG